Messenger RNA from Blepharisma stoltei, 1044 nucleotides. Lineage: Eukaryota; Ciliophora; Heterotrichea; Heterotrichida; Blepharismidae. The record is from the annotation of a GenBank genome assembly.
AUGAAAAAAUAUCCUUUGAAAAUCUUGGUUGAGAAGCAGAAUGAUCAUUGUAAUAAGCUUUUUGAUCAGCUGAACAAUUUGAUGAACGAAAUUGAUGAUAGGAGAAUACAAUUGAGACAGCUGGAUUUGAACAUCAGAUCUUUAUCAGUGAAUUUAUUUCAAGCUAAUUUAGAAAUUGGGAAUUUGACUAACGAUUUGGAAUCAGUAAACCAAAACACGGUAUAUGAAAAAGAAAAACUUAGCAAUCUAACACACCAGUGCCAAGCUGCAAAAUUGCAUAUCAAAAAUCUCAAAGAAAAUUAUAAUCAAGCUAUUGGUGAAGUAGAGAAUAAUGAAAAAAUCCUAGCUGAGGCACAAGAAACUCUGAGAAAUAUAAAAUCAAAGCAUUCUAUUUUGAGAUCCAAUAGUAUUUCUGAGCUAUCUGAAUUAGAGGAAAAUUCUGAAAGAAUUAAGAAAAAGCUGCUGGAUAACAAAUUUUCAGGGAACAACAAAGACCUUGCAAUGGAUAUUUACGAUUUGAUAAAAAGGAAAAUAAAAGAAGCAAUAAAGCCAAAAAACAAUUUGGAAAAAAAAAUCGAACAAAUUGAAGAAAAAAUCAUAGAAAAGGAGCACAAAAUCAUUGAAGAUAGAAUAGAUUAUACUGAUAAAAUUUCAAGAGCUCAAGAGCUUAUUAGGGAGAGAAAAGAUUUCUCGAAAAAAUGUGGAAUGGAUUGGAACGAAGUUCUUGAGAAAAAGAAAAUGUUUAAAUUAAAGCUAAAAGAAGAAAUUGAGCAAAAAAUUAAAACAAUUCAAGCUAGUAUACAAAAGUAUAAAGCAGAGCCUGAAUUAUUUGAUAUUUUGAAGAAAAAAAGAGAGGUAAUUAUUAUUUAGAAUUUAGCUUCCGAAUUAGAAUUACUAUAUAUUAAGAUAGAAGAGGAAAAGAAGGUAAGAGUAAAUAUAACAAACAAAAGAAAGAAACUAAAACGAGACAUUGAAGAUAUCGAAAUACAAAUUGGGACUGCCAGGAUGAACUUAUACGUUGGCAAUCACUUUAAAAGGCUAUAG